CUUCAUAAUGAAUUUUAUGAAAACUAUUAUUCGAUACAAUCCUGUAAGGGGUUCUAGUACCUAAAUAAUGCUCGAAAGGGUAUCCUUUUGAGCAUUGCUCACUCCACCCAAGAUAAAAUAGUACUAAAAAUAAUACACAUACUGUAUUGAAGCCCAUUUUAAAUCUUUUUACACACAGAAUCUAGUUUUUAGGUCAUUCUUAUAUAUACUGGGAUAAUGCGGUUACACAAUACUUAAUUUUUUUUUGUUGAAUGACUUCUUUAUAUUCUUAAUAACAAUUAUUAUUUAUUUGCGGUUAUUCACUGGAAACAUUAAUAAAUUAUACAUAAUUGCAAAUUUUGAGGGAAAAAUUUAAAAAUCAAAAUAAACAGGAAGGUGAUUAUCAUACAGCAGGUAAGUUAACUGUAAAACAUGUAGGCACGGUUGCCAAUGGUGGGAAAAUGAAAGGUCUGUUCAUAAAACCGUCCCAAAAGCGGUUUCGAAACUACUCUGUAUACGAUUUUACAUUUUGCGCAGAAUCCCGACAAUGAAAUAAAUGUUGGAGCAAAGCAAACAUCUAUGCAACAAAGUUUUGUUUAUUUUUCAAUUCUUUUGUGCAUUUUUGAGAUUUUCAAAUUCAAGAUGCCUGGUACGAUUUUAGAAAACCUCAGCGGUCGAAAAUUAAGCGUUCUAGUGACUGUUUUACUACUAAGCCAACUAGCGUGCUUUUUGGUGGGCUUAAUUUCGCCCUCUCCGGCUGGUAUUCAGACCAUUUUGGCCACCGUUUGUGUGGAUCCCGAACCGGAAGUUCGAGAUAAAUGGUUUUCUAGAAACUGCCCGAAGAAAGUAGAUUUGAGGUACGACAAUGCCUUGGAAGGAAUUUCACCCAACAAUUUGGUGUUUGUGGUCGAGAUGCCCAACUUUCAACAAGACUUUUCGCGCUGGCAACAAAAUUUGGCUGGCGUUUUACAAAUUGAACUCGUCUACAGGAGUGGACAAAAGUUGUUGAACCCCAUGAUAGAGUUGACUCUGGAUGCUCGUCUGGCUUACAGCAACAAGGUCAAGAAUGGAGGGAAAACUCCUUGGACUCAUUACACCAAUGCCAUAACAGAAAGAUACAUGGACUGCAUAUUCAAUGAUACAGCAAUUGAAAACAAAGAAGGCUACCCCUACGAUUGCUCCAUGGUUCCUCUAUUUGAACUAGGUUCCCUCUACCAUGAUUAUUACUUGUUAAAUCUCAGAUUGCCAUACGAUUCUCAAAAAGAGCUCAACACUCAUUUGCUCAAAGUGGAAGAAAUAUUUUUGCACAUGAUUCACAUGAACGGCGGUUUCACCAAAGUUUGGAUCAGUCUGAAAUCGAUUUUUUUCCCUAUAAUUGUUACAAUUAUGAUUUGGUUUUGGAAUAGGGUGCAUUUAUUGUCACGGACACCUGCUUUGUUAGAGUAUAUGUUGAUUGUGUUAGGUGGCACUUUAGCAUUUUUAGAUUUGCCAAUAGAAUAUUUAACUUUACAUUUUGACAUGCCUUACAUGCUUUUGCUUAGUGAUAUUAGGCAAGGAAUUUUCUAUGCCACGCUUUUAUCUUUUUGGCUAGUUUUUACUGGUGAACACAUGCUCAUUCAAGAAACCGGAGAAAGAAACAGUCUGAGAAAAUAUUGGAAACAUUUAAGUUCAAUUGCAGUUGGAUGUGUGUCUUUACUAAUUUUUGAUUUAUGCGAGCGUGGCAUGCACUUGGUCAAUCCGUUUUCGUCGAUUUGGGUAACACCUUUGGGCACCAAUUUGGCCCUUACUUUUGUAAUUUGUGCAGGACUAUGUGCUGGUAUUUACUUCCUUUUUCUUUGCUACAUGAUUUGGAGGGUAUUCAAAAAUAUUAGUAUUAAACGAUCGGUGCUUCCAAGCAUGACUCAGGCAAGACGUUUGCACUAUGAAGGCACCAUGUAUCGUUUCACUUUUCUUAUGGGAGCUACAGUAGUUUGUGCUGGGAUUACAAUUGUUUCAUUUAUUUUGAACCAAUAUACACAAGGAGAGCAUAAUUUGGAUGAUUCGAUGGAUAUUGAGUUGACAUCCAUUAUUCAUACAGGAGUUUAUGGAAUGUGGAACGUUUACAUUUGCGCUUUGCUGAUGCUUUACGCUCCUAGUCACAAACAAUGGCCUUCUGAGCCAACUUGUUCUGAGGGCGAGGAGGUGGAAUUCAGUAGAUUGUCUAGUGAACCCAGUACUACUCCCAAUGAAAUUUCUUCUUUGACUUCAUUUGUGGCUAAAGCCAAUAUUGAGUAAAGGAUUUUUCAUUUGGUAUAUGUACUUCUUGCCAUAUUUUUGUGAAUUUACAAUCCAUAAUAUCAGCCCUCUCUGUGUGAUAGUUUUAUUGGCCAAUGUUUUUACUUAAUUUUUUUAUACUUGAAUCUCUUUUAGUGAUCAAUAGGUACUUCCAGUAUUAUAUUUUUUAGCUUGCGUGAUUUUUUAUCUAACAUAUUUAUAUAGACUGUAGUUAUUUCAUAUUAAGCAAUAAUAGAUUUAGAAUUUAAUAAAAUAUCAAUUAUUAUUCUAUAUAUCGUUAUAUUUAUUUUGUAAACCUUUUAAAUGUAAUACAAUUAUAAUUAUAGAAAAAAACUAAACAUUUUAUAACGAAAACAUGGCAAAACUCUAAAGAAUAAUAAUUAAUUAUCUUAAAAAAAAGUUUUUAUACAAAAAUAAACAAAUCUAUAAUACAGGAUUUAAGUACAACAUGGAUUCGAAUUUAAUUUGGCACUUAAAUAAAUCUUAUUUACAAUAAAUUUUACACACAAACAAAGCACCAUCUCUGAAAACUAAUUUAAUAUCUAAAUCGUUGAUAUAAAAAAUCAAAUAUGGCCAACAAUAUACCUACUAAUUACCUAAAUAUUAGGUAAACAAUAUUUUUAUGUCCCAAGUGCAAUAAAGAAUCAAAAAUUAUGUCAGUCUUUAAACAUCUCAAAUUACUUUUUUUUUUUCAUAAAUAAUAUCUACAAACAGGACCAGGCUACUGGAUACAUAGACUAGUUGACUUAUGUGUCUAGUAGUAGGUUGGUCCAAUCUGUAUGUUGAAUUUUGAUGUUUGCACUUGAGCGCCUACAAAUACUUAAUUUUGAUCAAGAAAUACUUUGUAAAUUUCCUCAAAAAAACUUAAACGUAACUUUCGCUUUCUGCGUCUGUAACCAACAAUAGUCUGGCUGUUGCGUAUGUCGGCGGCGGAGGCGGCGGCGGUCUGUACACGGGCGGUAUGUGAACGGGCGGCAAAUGUCUCAAAGGCGGCGGCCGUCUGGGCGGGAUGGGCGGCGAACAC
Ceutorhynchus assimilis (cabbage seed weevil) is the source of this 3277-nucleotide messenger RNA. The record is from the annotation of a GenBank genome assembly. NCBI's taxonomy places the organism in Eukaryota, Metazoa, Arthropoda, Insecta, Coleoptera, Curculionidae.